AUGGCUCAGAAUUUCCCUCCAUCCCGCCGUGCGGCAGAUACAUGUGCCAUACCGGCGUUCGACGCUCUUCGUCGUCAAUUGGAUGAAAUUCAACGUAAUAUUCAAAAGACCUCUCAAGGGAAUAUUAAUUUAGCAGAAAUGCAAAAACAAUGCGAUGCAUUACAACAAGAAAGCAGAGAGAUACUCUCUGCUACUGCACAGAAGCAGUUACUUGCUCAAGAACAUCUUUAUUAUGUUACAAAGCGCACAAAAGAAAUUAGUGACAUCAUCAAUGGACUGAAAGAAGCUGAAUCGGUAGAUGUUUGUUUUAUGAUGGAUUGUACCAAUAGUAUGAGAAAAUAUAUCGACCAAGUAAAACAAUAUAUAUUUAAUACAGUUGAUCUGUUAAAAGUUCGUUUUCCGCAGUUAAAAAUGCGUCUCGCAUUCAUCGGGUAUCGUGAUCUAAACCUACCUUUAGACAAACAAUAUAGUACUUUGGAUUUUACAGAUGUAGAAGAAUUUCACAGGUUUGUUUUGAAUGUGGCAUGCGAAUUCGGUGGUGACAUUUGCGAAGAUGUUCUGGGAGGAUUACAGCAAGUAACAAAACUUGAAUGGAAACAGCUGGUGCGUAUUAUGAUACAUGUUGGUGACGCGCCAGCGCAUGGUCGACGUUAUCAUGAUUUGUCAGAUCAGCAUGUCUACUAUCUAGCGAACGAUAAUGAUGGAUCAAUUGGGUACAGUUAUAUUCAAGAAUUGAUUGACUUGAAUGUGAAAUAUUAUUUUGGUCGUUUGACAUCGACGACGGACAAAAUGAUCGAACAGUUUCGUAAUUAUGCAGAAAACAAAAUAACAAUUGAAGAGAUUGAUCUCAACAAAUUUGAAAAUUUAUUACCAUUUAUCGUUGAAAGUAUAUCUCAAUCAAUUUCGGCAACAACGUCAUCUUUAUUAAGAAGCCAUGCUGAAAAUGAUCCUGAAGCUGUUAAUGCAAAUCACACAUCCGCAAAAAACAACCAACGUAAUAUAGUUUUUCAAAAGACCGAGCCCACCUGGUCAAAUAUAACAUCUAAACGUGUGCAAGUCAUCAGGUAUGAAUGUAAUGAACAGUUACAAUGCACUCCAAGAACUCAAAGUUGGCAUAUAAAAAUCGCCGAAAAUCCUUUUUCUGAAGGUGCAUUGCGCCUGGCCUAUUAUGGUCUCAUGCAAUAUAAAGACCAUUGGGAGAAAGUUGUUCUUAAAGAAUAUAAACAUACUAAUCGUGGUGCUAAUACAAAAGACAAAUAUUUAGACGUUCUGGAUUGUCAAACAAUUGCUUGUUAUUUUGCACUAGAAUUUAACGAAAUACCACAACUAAAUAAUCUUACGGUUUAUGUUAAAAAAAUAAAAUUUAUAAUGGCAAAAC
Messenger RNA from Didymodactylos carnosus, 1378 nucleotides. Lineage: Eukaryota; Metazoa; Rotifera; Eurotatoria; Philodinida; Philodinidae. The record is from the annotation of a GenBank genome assembly.